AUACUUUAGAAAUCUAUCUAAGUGCAUUAAAAAAAAAUCCCAAGAUGACUUUUGGGUUGAUUUUCAGAUAAUGAACGGGCAGAUAGUUUCUAUUUUUUUAUUUUUUGGUUUUGGUUUUUUGCCAAAGCAGUAGCAGAUAAAUGUGUAGACAUUUGAUGCAUGUACAAAAACAUUUGUAGUUUCUUAGAAUGAAUGAGAAACUGUUACUAUAAUGUGCGCAAGUAAUUAAAUUAGGUAGAAGUUGAAAUAACAAUUAUGAGAAUUACACUUUUUAUCAGAAAAAUCCACCAAAGCCUUGACAUAAACGGUCAAUGUGGCGCUUUUAACCUGAAAGGGUUUUCCCGGAAGCUGCUUUUCACUUUCCGGUAAUUGGGGGAAGAUGGCGACAUCCAUAACGAGGACAUUUGGGUCUCUUCGUAUCGUUGCACACAGAAGCUUAAAGAAUGCUGAGUUGGCUCUAGAUGUACGGCAUCCUGGUCCACUUUUCUUACCGGUUAGGACCAAGAAGCGGUACUUUAUUCCUCCAGCGGUGAGCUUAAAGGGGAAGAAGGAAGAAAACCUAGAGGCUAAGGCUCGAGCAGCUGGCAUCGUCUUCCGACAGCAGUACUUAGAGAGAUCCAUUAACAUCUCUUGCUCAGCGGGAGUGUUUGACCCGUACAUCCCUCCAGAAGGAGACGCGCGUCUUUCCACGCUGUCUAAGGAAGGCCUGAAACAGCGAACAGAACAGAUACGACAGAGCGCCGCAUCACAACUCGCGAUUCGUAAAAUCAAAGAGUACGAUUCACAGUUCAGCACAAAGACGUUUGCAGAGCAAGCUCAAGAGAUCUUCGUAGAGGCUCACAACUCCCUGACACACUUCAAUAAAGAGAAGCUUCAUUCUCUGGUUACAGAAAGAUGUUAUCCUGAGAUGACGAGAGGCAACCGUUACAAGACGAUCCGGUGGAGGUUUGUCGAGUCACUGGAACCGCCCAGAGUGGUGCAUGUCCGCUGCCCCGACAUGGUCACUAAAGGAAACCUGUAUGGGCAGGUUACAGUUCGUAUGCACUCCAAGCAGACGUUAGCCAUCUACGAUCGCUUCGGCCGGCUGAUGCUGGGCAGCGAGGAGCAGCCAAAGGACGUCCUGGAGUACCUGGUCAUUGAACGGCAUCUGGUCAACCCCUACAGUAGAUGGAGGCUACAUGGGAAAAUUGUGCCCUCAUGGGCUCCUCCCAAAGACCCAAUUAUUAAGACGGUUGCCAUCCCUGGUCCAGACCUGAAGCCAGGGGAAGAAUUUGAUGCCCUCAACUAUGAAGUUCCCAAACCAGAAGCAGUACAGUGGAAUAAGUAGGUCAGCAGGGGGCGCCGGUCUUUAUAUUACGCUGAGGAUAUUAAGGAAUUACUCAUGACAUUGAAUUUUUUGGAUGGAGUUACUCUUACUUGAGGAGGAAACCAGGCUUUGUUCUUUUUCUGCUUCCUUCUGUUAAGAAAAAAUCUUUUAGAUUUUUGAAGGAUGUGAAGAAAAAUCUGAGUUUUGGUUCAAACAACCAGCUGUGCUCUGAAAUCACCAGAUCAUCAUUUUUUUGUUAUGCUUGUGAGAAUAAUUUUAUUUGUACAUGCAAGAAAUAAAAAUGCACAGAGCUCUAGAAAUGGAGUGGUUUAUUUCUGCAUCAAAUGUACAAGAUGCUGAUUUCUGCAAUGGAAAAUAAAUAUUGAUAUUACUGAUGGUUCCACCUGCUUUUCUUCACAAGGUAAAUCAUGAACUGUGUUGCAGUAAUUCAUAUGUUUAAAAAGACAUGAUACAAAUAUGAUACAGAGCUUACAAAAUAACUUGACAAACAAAAAAUAGUUCUCGAUUUGAUGGUAAAUUCUCUGAAUAAAUAAUUUUCUUGCAUUCUGAGAUACACUUCAGCAUCAUUUCUCUUAUGUUGAAGGAACGUUAUUAUUAUUAUGCCACAAACAUUAAUUAAAUGAAAUGUAAAAAUUAUUAACAGGUCAUCCUUGGUAGAGAUUUAAUUUUAAUCAAAAAUUUGCAUUAAUGUUUGACAUGGUAAAGUUUUACUUCUGAGGUAAAUAAAGGGUUUCUGUUAUUCUGGAAAAAAGU
Poecilia latipinna (sailfin molly) is the source of this 2080-nucleotide messenger RNA. RefSeq names its product mitochondrial ribosomal protein L45 (gene mrpl45). The record is from RefSeq and is a predicted model, not a curated record. Bases 380 to 1327 code for a protein of 315 amino acids. Gene Ontology annotation, cellular component: mitochondrion. NCBI's taxonomy places the organism in Eukaryota, Metazoa, Chordata, Actinopteri, Cyprinodontiformes, Poeciliidae. The transcript is spliced from 8 exons.